GUAAUCUUUUAGGCGGUACCGACCGAACUAGACCCGACAUUUUACCUGCUCAGGUAUACCUUUCAGUUCCAUUAAUUUUAUUCGAAGUGUUGUUUUUGUGCUACGGCGCAAAAAAAUUGUGCUUUAUCUACUUAUAUAUACUUUGCUAAAACGCAUUAGAAAUUAAAAUAAAUGCAGAUCUUCCUAUUAUUAACCGUAGUAUCGGUGGCGUUAGCCCUGCCACCGGUUAGUCCCAUCAAUUGCAUUAAAGGAUGCAAAUGUAAGGAUAUUCUUCCGAAUAUUCUAAGCGUAGUGGAUUGCGAGGGCGUUUUAACCAUAAAUUCCACUAUAUUUAGUCGUUUGGAUAGAAGAAUCAUAACUGUUAUGAGUUUUUCGAAUGUGAUAAUUGAUCACAUUACAGAAGAUGCCUUUAGACGUCUUCCUAAUCUUGAAGAUGUAAUUAUCAAAAAGGCGCAAAUAGGAUCUAUUGAUAGCAAAGCCUUUAAUAAUAUAAAAAAGGUUAAAUUUGCUGACUGUGGAUUUGAAGACAGCCCCAAUAUUACGUCGGAAAAGUUAGAAGAAGUUCAUUUUGGAAGUUGUAAAUUAGAUGUAAUACCACCUUUAGAUAACUUAUUUUCAUUAACGUUUUUAAAUUUAUCGGGAAAUUACAUUAAGAACAUUGAUAUUAUGAGUUUUACCGAACUAUUCGAUCUUGAGUCACUUAUCCUCUCAAACAACGAAAUCACUAGACUUCCUGCUAAUGUUUUCACUAAUAAUGAAGAACUAAGCAGUCUUUAUUUGGAUAAUAAUCCUCUUAAGGCAUUUUACUUAAAUACUACUAACAAACUAGAGACACUCUCUUUAAAAAAUUGUUACUUAAGCACCUUCGAUGAGAGAUCUUCAGAAAGAUUAACUAGUGUAAGCGACUUGAACUUAAGCAAUAACAAGAUCACUAACUUAUCAGCUAAAGAUUUGGCUCAUAUGAACCAGCUCACAGUGGUUGACUUGUCUUAUAAUAGUCUGAGGAACCUUGAUAAUGAUAUCUUUAGUGCCAAUCCUAAACUCCUCAAAGUGACUCUUGAUGGAAAUAAACUGCAAAAUUUGCCGAAUUUCACCCUAGCUCAUGAUGAGAAAUUUCAAAUUUACCAUUUCUCUUGCAAGGAUUGUGGACUGACUACUCUUCACCGGAACACCUUUAAAAAUAUGCCAGUCAUUAUGAGUUUAAACCUGGCUUACAACCACUUUACUUCUAUUGAGAACAUGUUUGCAGACAUUAAAAGUUUAAGAAUGCUGGACAUAUCUUACAAUAAAAUUAGUUCACUAUCACAAGCUUUUGAAAACAAUAGAAAUUUAGAAACUUUAAAUAUUGCUGGAAAUUCUUUCACAGCAUUAAACCCCAAUGACUUUUCUAACAACAAGGCUAUUGAGAAAAUUGAUGCCAGUAGGUGCAAGCUUAAAAAAUUAUGGUCAACAAAUGGCACAGUUCUAUAUUCUUUAAGAAAACUACUGCUCUCUGAAAAUGAACUUACAACUUUAAGCAUAGCAGAUUUUAAAAUAAUCCCUGGAUUGCAUGAUAUUGAUUUGCAUGGAAAUGCGUUGGAGUUCGAUGAUAAAGUUUGUUUGGUUAUUAAUUAUUUAGAAAGUUUGUCAAUAUACCCAACUAUUUAUACUAAGGGUACUGAGGGACCCUUAAGUGAUGAUAUUGACAACUUCUCAUCACACGGUUGGUAUGAGCUUCAUAAAGGAAAAUGUCCCGCAUAUAAUUCUAAUAAUGUUCAUGAGUUUGAUGACCAAGGAGAGUAUCUUGAAGAUGACAAAGAUGAAAGCUUUGACGCCUUUAAGAAACUAAAUGUUGAAAAUGAUGAUAAAGAAGACGACAAUGAGGAGGACGAUGAAGAAUAUGAUGAAAGUUAUGACUCCUAUAACGACUAUGAUAAAUAUGAGGAAAACAAUGAUCAUCCCGAAGUUGUCGAGAGAGAGAACAUAAAUCUUGCUAGGGUAUCAUAUAUUCUCUCAAUUACGUCUGUAUUUGUCUUGACUGCUUUAGCCGUAUUAAUAAUGGCGGUUGUAAUUACAUUAUGCAUUUUAAAAAGGAACAAUAAUUUCAACAUGCAAAAAGCAAACUUGCCCAGGUUUAAAAUUCCACUUUGGGAGAACCAGCUUACUCAAAAGAAGCAUAGCGGCUCAGUCUAUCGACCAUUAUCAGAGGACCUCUCUGGACCAAAAACACCAACAAUGAGCCGAUACGAAUUUGCCGAAGCUCCGACAGUACACUUGAGUGAUAAAUCUUAAAAUAAAUAUUCGUAUUUUGCACUCCGGAGUGUACUAAAUUGGUUAAAGAUUUAUUAACAUUUGGUUAUCAAAGUUAUUAUUUAUUAGGUUUUAGGCUGCUAGAUUAUCGAGUUUAGUACACCCCGUGAAGUCCAAAAAAUAUAAAAAUAGAGCGAUUGUAUGCGUCAUCAUCGUUUUAUAAGUCUGUUAUAGUGUUACUGUGGUUUAUUAAUAGUACAAUAAAUCUCUCAAAAAAAGCUGUUUUCGGAUAAUUAACUAAAAGAAAUGCUCCCUUAUAAAUCAAUCCAGGGUUAUGAAAAAAGCUUAACGGUAACUAUUGAGGGACCACCUCUUCUCCAAACUAUAUAGUUUUUUGAGCACUAUGAAAAAUUUGCAAAAACUUUUUUUUAACCUACAUGUAUUUCCUCAUUAAUGGAAUUUUUAUUAAAAUAAUUGUAGUUGUGAUGAGUGUUCACGGAGCAGGUUUCUCGCAAUGUUGCUUUAAGUUUUUCUCGAAAAACUAGUGAUUCAUAAAGAGAAAACAGAUCAUGUAUUUCAAGUUACUUUUCCCGACAAACAAAAAGAUUUAUUGUACUAUGAUACCCGGCUGAAAAUUAAUCUGAAGAAAUCUUAAAUAAUUUAUUAUUCGUAGCAUAUGUUAAUUCAUUGAUUAUUUCUAAGUAAUUUAUUUAAAUAGCGUAUGUUUAAAAUAAUAAAAUUAUUUAGUUAGACUUCUAGUGUCAUUCUACGGCUUCUCUAUGCACUGUUAAAGGUAUUUAGAUCCUAACUUUAAAGCGAUAUAGUAAUUAACCCUAGUAAUAUUACUAAUUUAUGCGAAUAACCAUUUAAUAUCAAUUAUUUGCAAUACGUUUUUAAUUAUUUUUAACUGGUCAUAGAUAAUGCCGUUAAAUUUAUUUGUUAAUAUAUUUAGACGUUGGCCCUGUAGAUUAUACAUAAUUAUAUCAUAUAUUAUUGACUAUAACAUUUAGUAAGUAUUCUAACUUUCAGACAUUAAGCACAGCUAGAUACAUUUUUUCUGUGAGGAUGGCCUCAAAGUCAGUCUGUUUUGGCUAAGAGGACAAUAACUACUACCUACACUUUGUAUGCCAUAAACCCGAUAGUGUGUACUUAAAUUAGUUGGGUUAAUACUGCUUUUCAUAUAUUUUUAACACAAUAAUUUAAUAGCAUAAUAAAGUUACGGUUUAAUUUAA
Anthonomus grandis grandis is the source of this 3461-nucleotide messenger RNA. Its product is annotated as leucine-rich repeat-containing protein 15-like. Lineage: Eukaryota; Metazoa; Arthropoda; Insecta; Coleoptera; Curculionidae. The record is from RefSeq and is a predicted model, not a curated record. Gene Ontology annotation, cellular component: extracellular matrix. Gene Ontology annotation, molecular function: protein binding. The coding region runs from base 172 to 2271 and encodes 699 amino acids. The transcript is spliced from 2 exons.